This is a messenger RNA of Phasianus colchicus (ring-necked pheasant), 3701 nucleotides long. It is a transcript of the gene DPYSL4, whose product is annotated as dihydropyrimidinase like 4. The record is from RefSeq and is a predicted model, not a curated record. Gene Ontology annotation, molecular function: hydrolase activity, acting on carbon-nitrogen (but not peptide) bonds, in cyclic amides. Gene Ontology annotation, cellular component: cytosol; cytoplasm. Lineage: Eukaryota; Metazoa; Chordata; Aves; Galliformes; Phasianidae.
UGCAGGUGGAAGCCUGGCAUUACUCACGGGCACUUCGCUCACCCUUUCCAUUAUGCCCUCAUUUUAAACAGCUGAAGUUCCACCUGACCCAUCGAUGAUACCCGGAACAAAACCCGCACCCGCAGCGCAGCCCCUCCUGCCGGGCUCAGCGCCGAUCUCUGCAGUUCUCCAGCCGCUGACCGCUACCCCGCGAAGCCUCGGGCGGAGCCCCCAGCAGCGCGGAGUUCCGUGCCCGUCCGCAGCAUCCCGGGGCACGGCGCUGCCGUCGCUGCGGAGUGCCGCCCGCGGCGGGGGGCGGCGCGGAGAAGCGCCGGGCGCGGUGGGGGCCGCUCCCAGAGGACGGGCCGCGGCCGUCGGAGGUGGGCGCUGAGCGGCUGCGGGCGCUCCUCCCGCGCGGUGCCGCCCGGUGCCCGCCAUGGCAGAGCGGAGCGCCGAGCCGCUGCCCGCCUGCUUCGCGGGGCUGGGCGCGGGCAGCCCUCGGCCGCGGCAGAAGCGCGGCGGGAUGUUCUGCAGCGUGGAGGACGCCUUCGACAACAAGACGUUGGAUUUUCCCUCGCUCGGCGGCGGCGGCGGCUGCGGUCGGUCCCGUGGCUCCGCGACCCCGUCCGACGGCAGCAGCAGCCCCGCGCCGCCGCCGCCGCCACGCUCUCCGGGGGCCGCCACCGCGGGUCGAGAUGUCGGGACGUCCGACGGCUGCCGGCAGAGCGAGCAGCUUCUGAUCAAGGGCGGAAAGAUCGUCAACGACGACCAGUCUUUCUAUGCCGACGUGUAUGUGGAGGAUGGCUUGAUAAAACAGAUUGGAGAGAACCUGGCUGUUCCCAGCGGGGUGAGGACGGUGGAUGCCUACGGGCAGCUGGUGGUGCCGGGCGGCAUCGAUGUGCACACGCGGCUGCAGAUGGCUGUGAUGGGGAUGGCCUCUGCUGAUGACUUCUACCAAGGCACGAGGGCAGCCCUGGCAGGAGGAACCACGAUGAUAAUGGACCACGUGCUGCCCGAGGCUGGGACCAGCCUGCUGGCUGCCUACGAGCAGUGGCGGCAGCGUGCUGACAGCAGGGCCUGCUGCGACUACGGGCUGCACAUCGACAUCCCCCGCUGGCACGAGGGCCUGCAGGAGGAGCUGGAGGCGCUGGUGAAGGACAAGGGUGUGAACUCCUUCCUGGUUUUUAUGGCCUACAAGGACAGACUUCAGUGCACUGACGCCCAGAUGUAUGAAAUAUUCUGCAUUAUUCGAGACCUGGGGGCCAUAGCCCAAGUGCAUGCUGAAAAUGGAGACAUCAUUGAGGAGGAGCAGAAGAGGCUGCUGGACAUUGGGAUCACUGGGCCAGAGGGGCACGUCCUGAGCCGCCCCGAGGAGGUCGAAGCAGAGGCCGUGUACCGUGCGAUUACAAUAGCAAAACAAGCCAACUGCCCCUUGUACAUCACAAAAAUAAUGAGCAAAAGUGCAGCGGAUGUGGUAGCUCAAGCAAAGAGAAAAGGCACUGUGGUGUACGGUGAGCCCAUCACUGCCAGCCUGGGUGCCGACGGCUCGCACUACUGGAGCAAGAACUGGGCCAAGGCUGCGGCCUUCGUCACCUCACCCCCGCUCAGCCCCGACCCCACCACGCCGGAGCGCCUCUCCUCCCUGCUGUCCUGCGGGGACCUGCAGGUGGCAGGCAGCGCUCACUGCACGUUCACCACCGCCCAGAAGGCCGUAGGGAAGGACAACUUCACCCUCAUCCCCGAGGGGACGAAUGGCAUCGAGGAGCGGAUGGCCAUAAUCUGGGAGAAGUGUGUGGUCUCAGGGAAGAUGGAUGAGAACGAUUUUGUGGCAGUGACCAGCACAAACGCUGCCAAAAUCUUUAACUGCUACCCCAGGAAGGGGCGAAUUGCGGUGGGCUCUGACGCAGACUUGGUCUUGUGGAACCCCAAGGCUACAAAAAUCAUCUCAGCGAAAACCCACAACUUGAAUGUGGAGUACAACAUAUUUGAAGGCAUGGAGUGUCAUGGGGCUCCUGCUGUGGUCAUCAGUCAGGGGAAAGUUGUUCUUGAGGACGGGAACCUGUUUGUCACCGAGGGCUCAGGUCGCUUCAUUCCCAGAAAGACGUUCCCUGAUUUUGUUUAUAAAAGAAUAAAGGCGAGGAACAGGCUGGCAGAGGUGCACGGUGUCCCACGGGGGCUGUAUGACGGCCCGGUCCACGAUGUUGUCCUCAGCACCAAAGCUGUGCCCACCAUCGCGGCCUCCAGGAUCGCAGGCUGUGCCAGCAAAGUGCCCGCCGUGCCCGUGCGCAACCUGCACCAGUCGGGGUUCAGCCUGUCGGGCUCUCAGGCUGAUGACCACGUUGCCCGGCGCACAGCCCAGAAAAUCAUGGCGCCCCCGGGCGGGCGCUCCAACAUCACCUCCCUGUCCUGAUGCUGCUCCCAUGGUGCUGGUGUGAAGGGCACGGCUGGUUCCCUCCAGCUCAGGGUGGAAGCGAGGUGGGCCCUGGGCACCUGAUGAACCUUCUUCUCUUAGGUAGAAAGUAGACGAAGCCCACCCAGAGGUAGCUCACCCACCUGUGUCCCCCAGUCCCUAGAGCUCCCACUCUGUGUCUCUUACCUGGAUCCUCAGAGCCCUUAGCAUAUGCAUGCCCACACCUAGAGGUACAUUUGAUGUGUGUUCAGCAGUGCUGCUCGCUGCUCUGUGCCCAGGAAGGCCAUGACAGUUUGUCUGGUGUUCAUUCCUUUCUAUCCCCAUGGCUGCCCUUCUCUAAGGACUGUUAACUGAUGAGCCCUGCCACAGUGCUGCGUGCUGGCAGCUGGCCCUGUGCUGGGGCUGUGCACAGGGGCUGCACGCCAGGCUGCUGUAGGCACGCUUUUUUAAAGGGUUAUUUAUAUGGUUUUUCAAGUACUGAGUGUCAGUGAAGUCUUACAGCCAGUAAGAGACCCAGCUGAAGGCUGCUUGCAUAUGGCAGGCUCUUUUAUAAAAUCUGUGCGAGGCAGUUUGUUACAUUGAAAGGUAUGUACAGAUAAGGUGAACCUCUGCCACAAAUCUAUGCAUGUCCCUCUGCCCCCUGCCUCGCAGUUGGUUUUCUGUUCCUUGCAUUGAAUAAACUUUGUUGGAAAUCCUGAAGUGAUGGAAGCAGCUGACCUGCGUCACUUUGUGUUCAUACCUCACCUUGCCACGUGCACUGGUUUGUAGAACAGCUGUGCCGGUCUGUGCUGUGUCUGUGGCUGUGCAGCUGCUGUGAGCUGAGCUGGGCUGCAGCUGUGUGCCUGAGCCCAAACACAGGGACCAGAGGCAGAUGGGGUGUCUGGAUCAAGCGUAUAUACUCAGAUAUAUUUAAACAAAUGACUUAAUUUUGUUUAAUGUCUCUCUUUUUUUUUUGCCUGCAAAUGCAACAAGGCUAUUGAAGAUCCAUUUACUUUCUUUGCAAGCAGCCGUUUUGCUUACAUCUAAAUAAAAGCAUUUUUGAAAACUGCAGAAGCAAUUCAUAGGGAAAGCACUCACUCGAACUCAUAUCCCUCACCUGCACAAUGCUGAAACCACAGCCAGCAAGAGCAAGGGCAGCAGUUACCCCAGCACAGGAUGCCCCAGCCUUGCACAAGCUCCACACAGCUGUUCUUAACAAGGGAGUGCUGCAAUCUGUGGCAGCUGGGCUCAUUCAUUUCAGGGUACCUGGGCAUGGGCCCACCCCUCCCUUCUGCUCUCCCUGGCACAGCUGUGGGCAGCCCCUCUGCAGGAG